AUGAGGUUUAUUAUCAAGCUUCAGGUUACGCGCAUCGUGAUUGAUGACAAUUACAGACUCCUUAUUGAUUGUCAUGCACCAGCUUCACAUCCAAAGUUGUCCGCCUUGAAAUGUCCCUCGUGUUGGAAGGUUAAUGACGUCACCAUCUGUUCCCAGAAAUCACAGAUUUGUGAUGCCGGAGAGGAUGUUUGUGUUGGAAACCUUGAAGAGUGGAAAUUUUCAGUGACAUGUUCGACUUCUUUGUUGUGUCCUAUCAAUGACCUGAUCGGCUGGUCGGUGAAUUGCACGGGUGGGGUGGCCUUCCGACCACACGACGAGUGUACGUCCUGCUGCUCCGGACCCGACUGUGACGACAUGCUGAACGCCGUGCAGCGCGGAUUUGACGCUAUUCCCACCGUGCUGCACUGCCCCACAUGCGCCAUGACGUCAGACCCACGUGACUGCAUGAACAACAUUCUACCGUGUGACGUAUCCCAUGAUACUUGUGAGAUUGACAAGCAGGGCGGACUGUAUUCAGGAAAAUGUAAAUCAAGUCACACGUGCAAGCUCCACCAGCACACCCACCCGAACUUCCCUGCGUGUUUCCAAGGUCAAACCGCCGGAUGCACCAUUUGUUGCAAAGACGGAACGUGCAUACGCCAGGCCUAUGGAGUCCUGAUGAGUACAUCUACACCGCCUACAACUAGUUCACCCGGCAUCACCCCCCACCCCGAGGGUUGCACCGACGCGGCCUUCCACCCGUGUUCCAUUAAAAACGACUCGUGUGCCGAUCCACUAGCAGCCAUGGCGUUCUGUGAACGCACGUGCAACAUGUGUCCAGGUGAACAAAGCACGACGUCAACGACUCAUUCCUCUGUGACGCCACCAAUAUCGAACACGCCGUCGACGAGUUGUGUGGACUCGGACGAGUUUCACUGUACGGAAUUCCCCGACAUCUGCCGAGACCACGAGCUCGCCAUGCUCCACUGUCCGCGCAUGUGUAAACUGUGUCCUUAAACAUGACAGAAAUAAAAACUACAA
Molecule: messenger RNA, 1020 nt
Organism: Gigantopelta aegis
Lineage: Eukaryota; Metazoa; Mollusca; Gastropoda; Neomphalida; Peltospiridae
Exons: 9
Coding region: 1-996 (331 amino acids)
Source: RefSeq, a predicted model, not a curated record